AAAAAAAAAAAUUUCUUCUGUGGUGGCGUGUUAACGUCAUCGAUGAUGAACCCCAAGUCGAACAGAUGAGUUGAAUGAAAAUGCGUUUUGAGUUUAAUUGAAUAAAUGUAGUUGAUGAUGAUAAUUACGCUACAUAUUACGGUGACCAUCGACUUUGAUUUUUUCGUUUCAAAAUUUCAUGUAUCAAAAUAGAAAUAUAACGAUGUCAAGCAGCAGUUCGAAAGAUGUUCCAACAAAGACCGAACCGGAUUCGAUUAUUGGUAUAUCAAAUCUGAAUGAAAUAAUGAAAGUAAUCAAUAAUAUGAAUCGCGAAAUUCGUAAGUUGCGAAAAGAAGUCAAUAAAAAUAAAGAACAAAAUGCAACAUCAUCAUCAUCUGACGAGUUACGAUCAGAUUUGACCGAAAUGGCUAAUGUUUUGCGACAAUCAAAAUCAACAAAUUCAAACGUACAAUUACAACCAUUGUGGGCUGACGAUCCUGAUGGAUGGUUCUUAUCUUGUGAAGCGGCUUUUAACGCUCAGGGUAUUAUCGAUGAGAAACAAAAAUAUUUCAAUAUCAUUCGGGCUUUGAAUAAAGAUCAAUUAGCUAGCGUACAAUAUGUACAUGCUAUGCCAUACGUUCCUGGACAUUUGCAAGCAUUGAAAUCGGCAUUGAUAUCCGCGUAUAAGCCAACUGAAGGAGAAAGAAUGAACAAGAUUCUGGCUAAGACGUCGUUAGAUUUUGGUCAACGACCUUCGGCAGCAUACAGACAAAUGGUUAAUUGGGCCGAGGGUAUUUUGGAUAAACGAGUGGUUAUGUCUCUUUGGUCGAAAUUACUACCUGAUAACAUUGCUCCCACAAUUUUUCAAAACAUUAAUUACAAGGAUUUAACUGAUGAACGUAUACGUCGUAUUGUGGAAUCUGCAGAUGAAUUAAUGGCACGUCAUGGUGAUAAAAAACAUGUAAAUUCAAUGAAUCGAUCGAGAAAAUCAUCACCAUCUCGUUUGUCGGAUUCGAAUAAAUCAUCAUACAUACCAGCUUCACUUCGUUAUUAUUAUUAUUGAGCAAUUUUGUCAAUUGAAAUUUUCACCAUUCCAUUUGGAUCUGUGAAUUUUAUGUUCAUGUUCAUGUGUCUGUGAAUAGAUUGAAUUUUUUCUUCCUUAUAAAUGCAUUAGUUAGGAAUAAAUUCUACUACGAAUUUGUGAUUCGUUCAUUCAAAAUUAUUAUUGCUUUUUUCUUUCUCUAUCCAUCUUCGAUUCUCAGUUGAAUA
Molecule: messenger RNA, 1248 nt
Organism: Dermatophagoides farinae (American house dust mite)
Lineage: Eukaryota; Metazoa; Arthropoda; Arachnida; Sarcoptiformes; Pyroglyphidae
Source: RefSeq, a predicted model, not a curated record